CCGAGCCGAGGCGCCGGGCGGGCAGCGGCACCAUGAGCGCCGAGUGCAGCAGUUACCUCAACGCCGACAAGGUGCUGGUGAGCGGGUUCAGCUGCCCGCGGGCGGGCGGCGAUGCCCGCGCCGUGUUCUGCUGCGGCUUCCAGGACGUCAAGUACUGCUGCGAUGACCCCCACAGCUUUUUCCCCUACGAGCACAGCUACAUGUGGUGGCUCAGUGUUGGAGCACUGGUGGGCCUGUCGAUAGCAGCAGUGGUGCUCUUUGCUUUUAUCAUCACUGUGUGUGUUCUCUGUUAUCUGUUUAUCAGCACCAAGCCACGCAGCAAACUCGAUACUGGUUUAAGCUUGCAGAUGGCAGGUACAGAGCUGCAUCCUUCACGAGGCCCCCACCAGAACAAGCUGCUGACAAAGCCAAGUGGCUUCAAGAGAUCCUAAGCUGCAAGGAUGGACUGUGACUGGGAGGCAUGAGAAGCUGACUCACUCUUCCAGAGGUGUUUCCUGGCUGUUACAGCCACUGUGGAUAACAAGAGGCCAACCUGAAGCUGUGCCUGCAUAUGUUUGUGUAUGGUUCUGUACUCAGAAAUCGUAUGUUUUGAUUUGCACAUUCCAGCUGCUGCUGUCAGUCAUUUACAUGCCAGUUGUCGUGUUUACCCUGUUGUCCAGCAGAGCAGAAUCUGGCACACCACGUUGACCAAGCUUUGUUUGAAGCCUUCCCUGUGUGCCACCCUAGUGUGGUGUCUUCAUGUCCUGACCACGGUUGUCUUUAGUGCAGUGUGACUGUUGGGUGCACAGACCAAUGUGAAAGCAGUACCUCAAUAAAAUCUGCCACUUGUGUUGUA
Messenger RNA from Myiozetetes cayanensis, 835 nucleotides. RefSeq names its product shisa like 2A (gene SHISAL2A). NCBI's taxonomy places the organism in Eukaryota, Metazoa, Chordata, Aves, Passeriformes, Tyrannidae. The record is from RefSeq and is a predicted model, not a curated record.